Molecule: messenger RNA, 2478 nt
Organism: Coniophora puteana RWD-64-598 SS2
Lineage: Eukaryota; Fungi; Basidiomycota; Agaricomycetes; Boletales; Coniophoraceae
Product: FAD/NAD(P)-binding domain-containing protein
Exons: 15
Coding region: 365-2395 (676 amino acids)
Source: RefSeq, a predicted model, not a curated record
AACGUGUUCAUGUGCAGUUCCUUCUCCAGGGCUUCUGCUGCUAAUCUUGAUACGUUGUGUCUUUUUCUCUCCCACACUCCCCAUUGCGCCUUCUCAUGCACUGGUUCCACGUUGGCACGUUACUCAAUCCGAACCACGGUACCCACCGACAUGAAUACAUUCGCAAUGGAAAGUUACCGCUUUACAAGUUUACAGCCGGCCCCGCUAGACAAUGUCACCGGAUACGGCGCGUUGCUACCCACCCUUCCUCUACCGGGCCACGGGACGAGGGAUUCUAUCCGCAUACAUUCAUGCGCAGAAACAGUUAACCCCCCGUCGCACACUGCGGGCGACUACAUAAGCUCUGGCUGGCGUGUCUGCGCAGAUGUUCCCUCGUCGUCCCUUGCACCCUCUCCCAACAUCUUACCCCGGCUUCAUCAGAGAAACAAUGGCUCCGGCGUUCCUGCGUUCGUUCAGUCACCUCCGGACGAUGUCUUUCGGAGGGAAGAACUCCAACGGAAACGCUAACGGCGUUGAUAGCGGAGACAAACCUGCGCCAAAUGGCUCGCUUACAUCCACGCCCGAGUUCAAGCUGGGGGACUUUGCGAUUGACGAGUCGCCGCCUAUCAAGGUCGUGGUUAUCGGCGCCGGGUUUAGCGGGGUCACUGCUGGUGUACGAUUGCCGCAGUACAUCAAGAACAUUGACCUGACGAUAUACGAUAAAAAUGCUGGGGUCGGCGGGACGUGGUACUCCAACCGGUAUCCUGGCCUUGCCUGUGAUAUCCCUUCUCACACCUAUCAACUGACCUUUGAGCCCAACACAAACUGGUCCUCGUUUUACGCGCCCGCGCGUGAAAUCCGCGCUUAUAUCGAAGGCGUCGCCACCAAAUACAAGCUCGAGCGCUACCUGAAGCUUUCGCACGAGCUCGUUCACGCGCGGUAUGACGAGCCCUCGGGCAAGUGGCACCUUCGCCUCCGUCGGCCCGUCCCAGCGACGGCUAAAUACACCCAGACUCCCGACACGAAUGGUGCCACAGAUACUAAUAACUCUAAUGGCUCCAGGAAGACAAAUAGGACAGCGGAAGAAGAGGAGGAGACGGAGGAGAUUGAAGAUACGGCUGAUUUCGUCCUCUUUUGUGCGGGCGGGCUGAGCCGGUGGUCGUGGCCUGAUAUCGAAGGGCUGCGCUCUUUCGAGGGGACACUCCUGCACAGCGCCAAGUGGAUGUCGGAUGACUGGCAAGAAGAUGUGAAGGACUGGGGGGACAAACGAGUGGGAGUUAUUGGUGUCGGAAGCUCAGCGCUGCAGAUUGUUCCCGCACUGCAACCCAAAGUUGGACAGGUUCUGAACUUCGUGCGCGGAAAGACGUGGCUGAGUCCGCCGUUCUUCUCGGAGACGCUUGCAGACCUGAUGAAACGUGACCCGGACUCGACAAACUAUACGUUCUCCGAAGAUGACCGGCGAAAGUUUAAAGAGGACCCAGAGUAUUACAAGGCGUUCCGACACGAGCUUGAGAACGUUAUCAACUCGAUACACCACACGACGCUCAAAGACCCAGAACGGCAGGUCAAGGACGAGGCUGAGUUCAGACGUAGCAUGGCGGAUCGUGUAGCGAAGAAACCGUGGAUCGCGGACCACAUAAUACCCUCGUUCCCUAUCGCGUGCCGCAGACUCACACCUGGAAAUGGGUAUCUGGAGUCUCUUUGUGAGGAUAACGUUGAGUUCAUCCCGAAGGAAAUCAAGCGAGUGACACCGAAGGGCAUCGAGACGGCAGAUGGGCAGCUCUAUGAGCUAGAUGUGCUCAUAUGCGCCACAGGAUACGACACCAACUACCAAUACCCGUUCCCCAUCGUCGGCCGCAACGGGAAAACGCUGCAGGAUCACUACACCCCGCACCCGGUAACGUACCUCUCGCUGUGCACGGACGGGUUCCCGAAUUGGUUCAAUACGCUCGGCCCGAACUCGGCGAUUGGAUCUGGUGCUCUGCUGUGCGUAAUUGAGAAGGAAGUCGAGUACGCUGCGAAGGUCGUGCAGAAGAUGCAGCGGGAGAGGAUUAAGAGUAUCGACGUGAAGAGAGAGGCAGUGGAGGAUUUUGACAGGUACUUGCAGGCGUACUUCCCUAAGACUGUAUAUAGUUCUAAGUGCCGGUCAUGGUAUAAGAUGGGCAAAGAAGAAGGCCGCGUCUCCGGUCUCUGGCCAGGCUCAAGUCUGCAUGCACUGCGAGCGUUUGAACAUCCGCGGUGGGAAGACUUUGACUACGAAUAUCAAAACACAGGCGAAGAGGGCUCUGCGGUAUCGAGAUCUAACCGGUUCCAUUGGCUGGGCGAUGGGUUCAGCUAUAACGAAAAGUACAUGGUCGGCGAUCGUGCAUGGUAUUUGCGAGACGACCAAGUGGACUAUCCACCAGUUCCAGAAUAAACUCUUGAAUGGAUUGCGUGCUCCGAGCUGGUUCUCGCAAAUCACACAUCAACUCGCGUGGUAUUCGUAUGUGUACAUGGAUU